Cynocephalus volans (Philippine flying lemur) is the source of this 2840-nucleotide messenger RNA. RefSeq names its product lipase E, hormone sensitive type (gene LIPE). Gene Ontology annotation, cellular component: cytosol. The transcript is spliced from 11 exons. Gene Ontology annotation, molecular function: sterol ester esterase activity; triacylglycerol lipase activity. Gene Ontology annotation, biological process: triglyceride catabolic process; cholesterol metabolic process. The coding region runs from base 285 to 2729 and encodes 814 amino acids. The record is from RefSeq and is a predicted model, not a curated record. Lineage: Eukaryota; Metazoa; Chordata; Mammalia; Dermoptera; Cynocephalidae.
CGAGGCUAAACACCAGCACGUGAGAAGAUCGGAGCUUCCCUAUUGGGAUGACCUCCGUGGGGCACCCCACUAGUUCUGCCCGAAGGACGCUGUUCGCCGCCUCCGGGGCUGCAUUUUUGUUGGCCGCGGGCCCUUUAAUGCGUGCGAGAGGGCGGAGCCAGGGCUUAAGCUCUAGCUACUGGGGCCGGGGCCCGGCCGUGGUGUGUAGCUAGGAUAGGGCCUCGGAGCGGGGCCUGGCGGCUGGAACUGUCCCCCCCCCCCCGCCCGGGGACAGCAAAGAACUGAUGGAGUCAGCCAGGGGAAUGGGGCCCGCCGGGGCCGGUGGGGCCCGGGCCUCGAAGAGGGCAAAAGAGGGAUCGAGAACCCGCAGUCGCCGGCGGUGGCGAAAAGGCAAGGCUAAAGCCUCAAGGCUCUUGCACAGCAUGGACCUGCGCACAAUGACACAGUCGCUGGUGACUCUGGCAGAGGACAACAUGGCCUUCUUCUCCAGCCAGGGCCCUGGGGAGACAGCACGGCGGCUGUCGGACGUCUUUGCAGGUGUGCGGGAGCAGGCGCUGGGGCUAGAGCCAGCCCUGGGCCGCCUGCUGGGCAUGGCGCACCUCUUUGACCUGGACGCAGAGACGCCAGCCAAUGGGUACCGCAGCCUAGUGCACACAGCCCGCUGCUGCCUGGCGCACCUACUGCACAAAUCCCGCUAUGUGGCCUCCAACCGCCGCAGCAUCUUCUUCCGCACCAGCCACAACCUGGCUGAACUGGAGGCCUACCUGGCUGCCCUCACCCAGCUCCGUGCUCUGGCCUACUACGCUCAGCGCCUGCUGGCCACCAAUCAGCCCGGGGGGCUCUUCUUCGAAGGCGACGAGGGGCUCACUGCUGACUUUCUGCGCGAGUAUGUCACACUGCAUAAGGGCUGCUUCUAUGGCCGCUGCCUGGGCUUCCAGUUCACACCCGCCAUCCGGCCGUUCCUGCAGACCAUCUCCAUCGGGCUAGUGUCCUUUGGGGAGCAUUACAAACGCAAUGAAACAGGCCUCGGUGUGACUGCCAGCUCCCUCUUUACCAGCGGCCGCUUUGCCAUCGACCCAGAGCUGCGAGGGGCCGAGUUUGAGCGGAUCAUACAGAACCUGGACGUGCACUUCUGGAAAGCCUUCUGGAAUAUCACAGAGAUUGAGGUGCUAUCGUCUCUGGCCAACAUGGCAUCAGCCACCGUGAGGGUAAGCCGCCUGCUCAGCCUACCGCCCGAGGCCUUUGAGAUGCCGCUAACUGCUGACCCAACACUCACGGUCACCAUCUCACCCCCACUGGCCCACACGGGCCCCGGGCCCAUCUUCGUCAGGCUCAUCUCCUAUGAUCUGCGUGAAGGACAGGAUAGUGAGGAACUCAGCAGCCUGGUGAAGUCUGAGGGCCAGCGGAGCCUGGAGCUGCGGCCACGGCCCCAGCAAGCACCCCGCUCGCGCUUCCUGAUAGUGCACUUCCACGGCGGCGGCUUCGUGGCCCAGACCUCUAAAUCCCACGAGCCCUACCUCAAGAGCUGGGCCCACGAGCUGGGUGCCCCCAUCCUCUCCAUCGACUACUCAUUGGCCCCCGAGGCCCCUUUCCCCCGCGCGCUGGAGGAGUGCUUCUUCGCCUACUGCUGGGCCAUCAAGCACUGUGCCCUCCUUGGCUCAACAGGGGAGCGGAUAUGCCUUGCAGGGGACAGUGCAGGUGGGAACCUCUGCUUCACCGUGUCCCUUCGGGCAGCAGCCUAUGGGGUACGGGUGCCAGAUGGCAUAAUGGCAGCCUACCCAGCCACAAUGCUACAGUCUGCUGCCUCUCCCUCCCGCCUGCUGAGCCUCGUGGACCCCUUGCUGCCCCUCAGCGUGCUCUCAAAGUGUGUCAGCGCCUAUGCCGGUGCGGAGACAGAGGACCACUCUGAUUCAGAUGAGAAGGCGCUGGGCGUGAUGGGGCUGGUACGGCGGGACACAGCCCUGCUCCUCCGAGACCUCCGCCUGGGCGCCUCCUCAUGGCUCAACUCCUUCCUGGAGCUGAGUGGGCGUAAAUCCCAAAAGACAGAGCUCAUAGCAGAGGAAGAAACUGAGGCUCGCAGAGAGCCAAUGCGCCGCAGCGUGUCUGAAGCAGCACUGGCCCAGCCCGAGGGCCUACUGGGCACAGACUCCCUCAAGAGCCUGACACUGAAGGACUUGAACCUAAGGAGCAGCUCCGAGAAGUCAGGCAUCCCCGAGAUGUCACUGUCCACUGAGACACCUGGCCCUUCCACACCCUCGGACGUCAACUUCUUAUUGCGGCCCGGGGAUGUCCCCGAAGAGGCUGAGACCAAAGAUGAGCUAAGCACCAAGGACAGAGGCCCUGGCGUCGGUGCUGCCUUCCCUGAGGGUUUCCACCCACGACGCUCGAGCCAGGGUGCUACACGGAUGCCCCUCUACUCAUCGCCCAUCGCCAAGAACCCCUUUAUGUCACCGCUGCUGGCGCCUGACAACAUGCUGAAGAGCCUGCCACCCGUGCACAUUGUGGCGUGCGCGCUGGACCCCAUGCUGGACGACUCGGUCAUGUUCGCGCGGCGACUGCGUGGUCUGGGCCAGCCGGUGACACUGCGCGUGGUGGAGGACCUGCCGCACGGCUUCCUGACGCUGGCGGCGCUGUGCCGUGAGACGCGGCAGGCCGCGGAGCUGUGCGUGGAGCGCAUCCGCCUGGUCCUCACUCCGCCCGCCGCCCCCGCGCCCGCGCCACCGCUCUGAGACUCCGGCCGGGGCCGGGCCGCGCAGGGAGAUGGGGGCUGCGGGGGGCGACACUAAAGGCCUCUUGUUCCCAUCUGCGCCGCCUCCGUGGUGAAUGAGCUUUGGGACGGG